AUGGUCAAACCUCUGCUCAAAAUACAUCGUUACUUUUGUCGAAAACCAGUGCGUUUCUUCUCACUCAUCCUGCUGUAUCUGACGGCAGGGAGCCUGGUCUUCCUCCAUUCUGGAAUUAUGUGGGACAGUCCCGGCUCCAGCAGAGGGGACGCCCACGGGGACUCUGUGGUUGCCGCGGAAAUGGCAAGCAGGACGGCCGUUUUGCACGUCCGCGGACUAGGGCUGAUGAGCAGAGUGUUUAAUAAAGAGAACAGGAAGGCUGGGGGUCGUCGUUAUGGUUCUGCCUGGAAGAAGCAUGACCGAGGAGAGGCGGGGGGUAAAGACUACACCAGCAACUGGAACAGGGCACUUAAAGGACGCAACGCCAAAGAGAUGGAGGAUGGAAGAGCAAAGUACACCGGCUGCUAUGUGGACGACACACAGAAGAGAGCUCUGCGCGGAGUUUCCUUUUUCGACUACAAAAAAAUGACAGUAUUCCGUUGCCAGGACAACUGUGCAGAAAGAGGUUACAUGUUUGCGGGCUUAGAGUUUGGGGCAGAGUGUUAUUGCGGUCACAAGAUACAAGCAGCCAACGCUUCUGAGUCUGAAUGCAACAUGCAGUGUAAGGGCGAGAAGAACAACCUGUGUGGAGGAGCCAACCGCCUGUCCAUCUACCGACUGGAGCUGAGCCAGGAGUCUGCACGCCGCUACGGUAGUGCCAUUUUCAAGGGCUGUUUCCACCGGCCGGACAAUGUCACUCUGGCCCUUCCCUUCAGCACUGUCAUCCAAAAUAUGUCUGUGGACAAGUGUGUGGACACGUGCACAGAGAGGGAGACAACCCUGGCUGUUUUGGCUGGAAAGCGCUGUCACUGUGGUUUUCCCACUCCACUCUUCCCACUUCACGACCUGGAGGAGGAGGAUCUGUGCCUCCACCGCUGCCAGGGCGAGGAGUUCGAGAGCUGUGGGAAUGAGGAUUACUUUGUGGUCUAUCAGACACAGGUGCAAGAUAACCGCUGCAUGGACCGCCACUUUCUUCCCACUCGCUCCAAGCAGCUGUUUGCGUUGAGCAGUUUUCCCGGAGCUGGCAACACGUGGGCGCGUCACCUGAUCGAGCUUGCCACUGGGUUUUACACUGGAAGCUACUACUUUGACGGCUCCCUCUAUAAUAAAGGGUUCAAAGGAGAGCGAGACCACUGGAGAAGCGGACGCACAAUCUGCAUCAAGACUCAUGAGAGCGGCAAGAAAGAGAUUGAAGCCUUUGACGGUGGGAUCCUCAUGAUGCGCAGCCCCUACAAGGCUCUUAUGGCGGAGUUCAACCGCAAGUACGGAGGGCACAUCGGGUUUGCCUCUCAAGCCCACUGGAAAGGGAAAGAGUGGCCUGAGUUUGUGAAGAACUACGCCCCCUGGUGGGCCUCGCACACGCUGGACUGGCUGCAGUUUGGCCGGCGGGUGCAUGUGGUCCACUUUGAGGAGCUGAAGAGGGACCUGUUCGCUCGGCUCAAAGGCAUGGUGCAGUUCCUGGGCCUGGAAGUGUCCGAGGAGCGGUUGCUCUGUGUGGAGGGGCAGAAGGAUGGGAACUUCAAGCGCUCUGGACUUCGCAAACUGGAGUACGACCCUUACACGCCGGAGAUGAGGGUGCACAUAGAUGAGCUCAUUCAAACUGUGGACGCAGCGCUGAAGAAAAGGAACAUGUCCGGGGUUCCUGAUGAGUACAGGCCCAGAUGA
Knipowitschia caucasica is the source of this 1704-nucleotide messenger RNA. The record is from the annotation of a GenBank genome assembly. NCBI's taxonomy places the organism in Eukaryota, Metazoa, Chordata, Actinopteri, Gobiiformes, Gobiidae.